Messenger RNA from Coccomyxa subellipsoidea C-169, 567 nucleotides. RefSeq lists its product as hypothetical. The transcript is spliced from 4 exons. The record is from RefSeq and is a predicted model, not a curated record. The coding region runs from base 1 to 567 and encodes 188 amino acids. Lineage: Eukaryota; Viridiplantae; Chlorophyta; Trebouxiophyceae; Coccomyxaceae.
AUGCAUCCAUCUCUGUAUCCCGUCUUAGGAGUGGUUUACCCGCUCAAGGACCCUCAGACGCUGGCAAAAGUCCUGGAGAAGCAGCAGCUGCAGCGCCUGGUGGUGAAGCAUGCCGAGGCAGGCAACUUGAAAAAGGGUGGCAGUGAUCUUGCCCAGAAGAUCCAAGAUCGCACAAAGAAAGCACCACCUCCUGUGAAGGUUCUCUUGUGGAUCUUCACACCCCCGCCUUCUAGUGACCCUUGGUGGAAGAGGCUCCCCAGGAGGCUGAUAAACGCCCCUGCAAAGCUCAUCUUCCCGGCAGGCGGCAAGCUCUUGAAGGCUGGGAACAGCAGAAGCUAUGCUAUGAAUGCACUCAAGCCCUACCUCAACAAGAAGGGGGUGACCACAUGGGAAGAGCAGGCAGCCAUUGCAUAUGAGAAUCGCUGGAGCUUCCGGUCGUUUGGAAUGGUGGCAUUUGGAUUGGGAUUCGUGCCAAUUUUGAGCUGGAUUCUCAAUUUUACAACAAUCAUUGGGGCAGCACUCUGGGCAGCAGACAUAGAGAGAGGCAACAAGCUUCGCCUUGCCUGA